This is a messenger RNA of Ornithorhynchus anatinus (platypus), 460 nucleotides long. It is a transcript of the gene HYPK, whose product is annotated as huntingtin interacting protein K. Gene Ontology annotation, biological process: protein stabilization; negative regulation of apoptotic process. Bases 38 to 403 code for a protein of 121 amino acids. The record is from RefSeq and is a predicted model, not a curated record. NCBI's taxonomy places the organism in Eukaryota, Metazoa, Chordata, Mammalia, Monotremata, Ornithorhynchidae. The transcript is spliced from 4 exons.
GGGGAAGGGCGGCGGGCCGGGCGGUGGAGGAGCCGCCAUGGCCGCCGAGGGGGACGUGGAGCUGGAGCUGGAGACGGAGCCCAGCGGCCCCGAGCGGCCGCCCGAGAAGCCGCGGAAGCACGACAGCGGCGCGGCCGACCUGGAGCGCGUCACCGACUAUGCGGAGGAGAAGGAGAUCCAGAGCUCCAACCUGGAGACGGCCAUGUCGGUCAUCGGAGACCGCCGCUCCCGGGAGCAGAAGGCCAAGCAGGAGCGGGAGAAGGAGCUGGCGAAAGUCACCAUCAAGAAGGAGGAUCUGGAGCUGAUAAUGACAGAGAUGGAGAUCUCGCGUGCGGCCGCCGAGAGGAGCCUGCGGGAACACAUGGGCAACGUGGUGGAGGCCCUCAUCACCCUCACCAACUGAUUCCCCGUGGCCCCUUGCUGGGACUUGUUGAAGUAAAGGCGUGCCCUUCGCCACCUC